Molecule: messenger RNA, 4095 nt
Organism: Limulus polyphemus (Atlantic horseshoe crab)
Lineage: Eukaryota; Metazoa; Arthropoda; Merostomata; Xiphosura; Limulidae
Exons: 2
Coding region: 585-1577 (330 amino acids)
Source: RefSeq, a predicted model, not a curated record
UCGUAGAAACGACAAAAUAUCACGCUUUCUUCUUAGACAUCAAACACAAUUUGACAGGUUUACUGAUUCGAUAGUUGUUCGAAACAGUUUGUUCAUUGGAUAAUGUAUUGUAUUGACUCACCUACCAAUGGUGUCGACUUAAUGUGCAAACAACACGUCGAUUGAAAACUACUGUUGAAAGAGGAAUACAACGGCUUCUAUUACACCAUGUGACGACUAUAAUUAGCGCCCUUUAUAACGUUAUAACGCUUACAUUUUGGUUUCUAUGGCAACAGAUAGACUUAAUACUCAAGGGAUCGCUUUUAUAAUUAUAUUUCGACACGUUAGUUUCUUAUUAGUACAACUUACAACUUUGGUGAUUAGUUUUUUCCCAAUUGUUAAAUGUAAAUUUAGCUUCAGCCUCGAAUCCUUUAACACGAAUUCCAAUAAUUCAAAUUCUUAUCUUCGUUAAAACCAUUUUUCCUUGAAAGUGUUCCAUUUAUAACCUGAAAAUCAUUUGGAUAACAGUGAUGGUCUUAUCAGUGUGUGCAAUUUUGUCAUAGUCACAUCAUACGUGUUCCAAAUCUAACUACAUAUUAAUCACUAUGCAUAAGCCCAAAACUGACUUAUACCAAGUGACAGUAGCUUCUGGCGGAAUAGCCCGCUCUCCUAGCCGGGAUUCAUUUGCUACAGAAUUUUCAUUAAUGUCUUUGUCUAGUUUAGGAUCAGAUAUGAGCAAGACAGGACACUCUGUGUUAAAGCUCUCCAAGCAUGAAGAGCGAACUGACGAUCAUAGUCCUCAACCUAAUAAACUUAUAUGGAGCAAAACUGGUUUUGGUACCUCUCAUUGUCCCCAGAGGAAUUUUUUACAAGUACCCCACGAGCAUUAUGGCGGUAGAUCGAGAGAUACUAUAACAGAAGUUCUGUUUGAAGACGAAUCGGAAAUAAUUCGUAAUUGUGGAGCUCUUUCCUCUGUAUUUGGGCUGAUGAAAAGCUUUAGCACUAGUGACAUCACUCACAUUACCAACAUAGAGAAAGAGCCUCUUCGUCGGAGUUCCUCGGAAGUGGCUGCAUGUGAUUGGAGUAAAUACGAGAUGCAGAAUGCUAGAUUGGGCCGCGCGUCUCGUUCCUUGUCAACAUGGGUUGCAGUCGGUGACGUGGUUUCAACGUCUCAACUCCCUUCACCUCAGCCAUUCUUGGGCCCUCACGAAGAAUCUCCGUCAAUCACAGCCACAGACUUUGUUCGCUCUAUAAACAAAAAAGCUCGGCAAAUGUACAUUCAACAGCGGGUUUCUUCAACGUACAAAGCUUUAGAACGAUUAACUCGAAGCCAGCUAGAUUUAAAUACAGAUUUACCAGAGGCAGGAAUAAAAAUCACAAUACCCCAGGUUCAAGUGUCAUCAGAACUGGACUGGAAUAUCUGCAACAACGAAGUAGGAAUAUCAGGUGUGGGACUUAAAGGCUCUAACAAAAGCUUCAGCCUUACAGCAAAAGAUAUCGAACGUGACAGGGGAAAACCACUGACGAGAUACGAACGGAAUAUGAUGAUUUUCAACUGGCUGCACAAUGUUAAUGAAAAUGCUUUUGAGUUAUCCUGACAUUUUUUGCUCUACGAUAUCGUAGUAAAAUGUGUAGUGUAUGUCUUUCCAAAUACACAGGAUCUAAUGUACGAUAAUUUUUUGUGUCAUUCGGACUUCAUCUAGUGAAUUCAGUAAUGAAUUAUGUUAUCAAUAUUGUGAUUCUCCAAAUGCGUGAUUUACUUGUUUUAAUUUAGGUAUCCAUGUAUUUGUUUUUAUGUUGUGAAACUAUCAUAUGAACCUAAAGGCAAAAUGGUAAAUUUUUGAUGUAAAUCUUUAGCAAAUUUCAAAAACAUUUUUACCAAGUAAACCAAACAAUGGUUUACAUUAGACUUGGACUUUACUGAGACAGUUACGAUAAAAAUACCAUUUAACUACAAAUUUAUUGUUUACAUUGCAUUUCAAAUUGUGUCGUAAUAGUUAUUGAGCACAAUCACCACCAGUGAACAAAGUUUCCUUGAAAUAUAUUACUUCAAAACAUGUAGUAUACGGUUGCACGACAGACGAAAAUACAUUAACAGUCAAUAUGAAACGUAGUGAAAACCAUUACUUUACACACGAUUACAACCAAUUUGUACUUAUUUUAUGUGUGUCAACCAACAUGAAAUAAAUUAUAUUUGCUAUAAACAUUUGUUGUUAGAGCCAAUCUUACAUCGUUAAAAAACGCAAAGUAACCUUAGAAUGUCAACCAUCAAUAAGUAUUGGACAUAACAUUUACAUUAUUGACCACCUACCUAUACACUCGUCACUGUAAGAAAUGCAUUUACAAUCAGAGUAGUAUCUUUAGCGUUGGAUAAGGUGGGGCAAUAGCCCUGGGUAGCAAACUAACAAGGAUAACCGAACACUGUUCAAAAUUAAUAAAAGCAUAACCCAGUCAAACAUCUUAACAAAAACUAACAACACCGAUACUUUUUUCUCUGGUUCCUCCAUGAUCGUGUAGUGUCAAUACUUCCUGUAUAGUACAGAGUAGAAACAUGCUAUGUAGUGGUGUUAAUACUUCCUGUAUAGUACAGAGUAGAAACAUGUUAUGUAGUGGUGUUUAAUACUUCCUGUAUAGUACAGAGUGGAAACAUUCUAUGUAGUGUCAAUACUUCCUGUAUAGUACACAGUAGAAACAUGCUAUGUAGUGGUGUUAAUACUUCCUGUAUAGUACAGAGUGGAAACAUUAUGUGUUGUGUCAACACUACCUGUAUACUACAUAGUAGAAACGUUAUUUAGUGGUGUCAACGCUUCCUGUAUACUACAUAGUACAAACAUGCUAUUUAGUAGUGUUAACGCUUCCUGAAUAGUACAGAGUGGAAACAUUCUGUGUAGUGUCAACACUACCUGUAUACUACAUAGUAGAAACAUGCUAUUUAGUAGUGUUAACGCUUCCUGAAUAGUAGAGAGUAGAAAUAUGCUAUUUAGUAGUGUCAACGCUUCCUGUAUACUACAUAUUAGAAACAUACUAUUUAGUAGUGUUAACGCUUCCUAAAUAGUACAGAGUAGAAACAUGCUAUUUAGUAGUGUCAACGCUUCCUGUAUACUACAUAUUAGAAACAUACUAUUUAGUAGUGUUAACGCUUCCUGGGUAGUACAGAGUAGAAACAUGCUAUUUAGUAGUGUUAACACUUCCUGUAUACUACUUAGUAGAAACGUUAUUUAGUAGUGUCAACGCUUCCUGUAUACUACAUAGUAGAAACAUGCUAUUUAGUAGUGUUAACACUUCCUGUAUAGUACAAAGUAGAAACAUGCUAUGUGGAGGUGUCAACACUUCCUGAAUAGUACAGAGUGGAAACAAGCAAUAUAGUGGUGUUAACUAUUUCUUAUAUUACAUAGUAGAAACAUACUAUUUAGUGGUGUAUAGUACAGAGUAGAAAAAUGCUGUGUAAAAGUGUCAAUACUUCCUCUAUAGUACAGGGUAAAAAAAUGUUAUGUAGUAGUUCAACACUUUUUGUAUAGUACAGAAUAGAACAAUGCUGUGUAAAAAUAUCAACACUUCCCGUAUAGAACAGAGUAGAAAAAUCCUAUGUAGUAGUGUAAACACUUCCUGAAUUGUAUAGAGUAGAAACAUUAUUUAAUUUAGAGUCGACACUUUUUGUAUUGUAACUUGCCAACACAUCCUAUGUCGUAAAGUGAAAAAAACAACAACACUGAGUAUGAAGCAGAGUCUACAUAUCUUGUAUAGUACAGUGUCAACACCUUCUAUAUAGCACAGUGUCGAAACAUCCUAUAUGGUUCAUUGUCAACACUUUCUAUAUAGUAUUGUGUCAUUUUUUCCAUAUGGUGUUAAAACAUUCUUAUAAUGAAGCAUAUUACAUAUAAAUUAGCAGAAACACAACUGCCUAUUACUUUGUGAAAAUAUCAUUCAUUAUAAAGUGUAAUCUCAUCAUAUCUGGUAAGAUAUUGAAAUAUCCUAUAUAGUACAGUAUGCUAACAUCGUAAGUAGUAAGGUGUUGAGAUAUCCUGUAUAAUACUAUGUGAAUUUAUCAUGUACAAUAUAGUAUGUACUUACCAUGUAUAGUAUAGUUUGAAUAAAUCAUGUGUAUUACAAUGUCAA